This is a messenger RNA of Lentinula edodes (shiitake mushroom), 2308 nucleotides long. RefSeq names its product Rec8 like protein-domain-containing protein. Gene Ontology annotation, cellular component: synaptonemal complex; cohesin complex. Gene Ontology annotation, molecular function: protein binding; chromatin binding. Bases 45 to 2099 code for a protein of 684 amino acids. The record is from RefSeq and is a predicted model, not a curated record. The transcript has 7 exons. Gene Ontology annotation, biological process: synaptonemal complex assembly; mitotic sister chromatid cohesion; replication-born double-strand break repair via sister chromatid exchange. Lineage: Eukaryota; Fungi; Basidiomycota; Agaricomycetes; Agaricales; Omphalotaceae.
GUUUUCUUGUGACCACCGCGACACCCUAUAACCUCUUUCGCGCCAUGUUUUACUCAGAAGCUAUUCUGUCGCGUCGCGGCCCUCUAGGCAAAGUAUGGCUUGCAGCCCACAUGGAACGCAAAUUAUCCAAGACCCAGACAUUGCAGACUGACAUCGAAGAAUCAGUUGAGGCUAUCAUACAUCAAGAAAUUGAAGUGAUGGCAUUACGACUAAGCGGGCAACUGUUACUCGGAGUGGUUCGCAUUUACAGUCGGAAAGCAAAGUAUCUCCUUGAGGACUGUAAUGAAGCUAUGUCCAAGAUCAAAAUGGCUUUCAGUCGUGGUAUCGUUGACAUGGCCGAAGAACAACUCGUGGCAAAUAAGAACGCCAUUACCAUUCAAGCAAAUGCAUUCGACUUUGAUAUGAUGCCUGACGAUGACUGGCUUCUGCAAGAUUUUGAUGAAGACAGACCUGCACCGGCUCACGGACAACAUCAAGCACGCAUUGAUGACAUUACACUUCCUCCUACCGACACCUUCGAACCACUUGAUUUUGACAAUGACAAUUUCGACCUCGGGCCGUCAGAUGGUAUUGGUUCACAAGAUUUUCUCGACCUCGGUGUCGAUUUUGGCGAUGCCCCUAUUCAGAGUGAGAAGGGUGCGGAUGAGUCUAUGAGCGUCGACGGAAGUGUCGGUGUUGGAAGGGAUGCCGCAUCACAUCGUGACUCUAUCGGUGACCAGUUCAUGGAUUUGGAUGGGAACUUUGACCUUCUCUCGCGUAGAAGUAGGACCAGGGAACUUUCAGAGCACCCCUUCGGAGCAGACAUGGCCCUUGAUAUGCCUGAGUUUGGGGACAUCGAUUUAGGGGACCUUGGCAUAGGUUUUGAUCCAAUACCAAUGGAUAUCGACAAGACGCCUGGCCAAACGAGGUCUUCUUCCAGAGCAUCCUCUCCUCUCAGCUCCGUACCUGCAACUCCCCCGCCUGAUGUAGGGAUCACCGAAAACGCAGAGGCAACUCCCACAGUGUCGAAACUCAAACGCAAGAUCAAGGAGAAGAAACAAAUCAUUGACAUGGUCACCGAGCUUAAGGAUGGACCAGGUGCCAAGAUUGGUAGAGGAAGAGAUGUUCAGAAUAAUCGCGACUUGAGUGAUAUCCUCACCGAGCCACAUUUCCUCCCUCGCUCCGCCGUGGUCAUGCGUCUGCUUGAGGUCCACCACGAUCCUAUCUCCCACUUUUUACCUACUAAGGUUACACCAGAGGGCAGCUUCUUCUGCGCAGCGCCUCCGGGGCUAGCUCCCGAACUUGCAGAACUUUUCAUGUAUCCUCUCAACACCAUUGGCAGUAAACGACGAGGACCCUCCCCCGGUGGUAAAGGUCCAAACAAACGUCAACGCUUGGAUAACGCUGCUGAAGAUGAAGAGAUCGAAGUUGGUCGUCGGGCGGAUAGUAUUGCCCCCGCAAGCGACAUCCUAGGAAGGGGAAGCAUGGGACCUGAUGCUCUGGAAUUCGGUGACCAAUCGGGAAUCAUUGACGAUUUUCAGUUGGAUAUUCCCCAGUUUGAUCCUGUAAACGUGGAUUUGGAUCGGAGAUCCAAGUCGGCGGCUCCUUCUGUACGUAGCAGAAUGUCCACCCCCGCUGUGGAAGGAGUUGUACCUGAAGAGGGAGAUGAGAACUACGCCAAUUCAGCUUGCCCUAUCUCUGCAUUUGAUUCUCAGACCCAGACACAAGUCACUGGUACUGAAAAGGGUGUCCAACCGGUCGAUAGUUACAGUAGAAACACUGUCAAAGCCAUUUCUGUUAUUCGAAAGGAGCUUCGCCCGACGGAAGGUGAUGCCGAGGAAAAAGUUCUUAGCUUCAGAAAGAUGGCAGACAAGGCAUCUCGACGUGCUGCCGCUUCGUUUUUCUUCGAAUUGCUCGUCCUUAGCACUCGCGAUUGCAUCGCGGUCAACCAACCCACCCCUUUCGAGAACAUAGAAGUUCGUGCCAAGGACAAGCUAUGGGACGUUCAACAUCACGCCCCAUCAAGGAUGACAUCCGUUGCUCCAUCAAUUGCUCCUUCCACAGCCCCUUCUCGAGCACCAUCUGUUGCCCGAUCUCUUGCAUCUUCGUUAGGAUUGUAGAGGUUGAGCAUGGCCUUUCCUUAAGUUCGUAUCUUGUGGUCUGGAUAUAUAUACUCUAUCUAGCGCAGGACCUGAUUUUGUUUGCGGACCUGUUGCGGACCUCUAUUAGUUAUUUCUAUCGUUACGUCGUACGUAUAUAUCGCUAUGUGUUCGUUUUGUCUUGUAUAUCUUAGUUGUUUGUAUCAGUCUCUUAACUUUUUUGCACGCAG